Molecule: messenger RNA, 832 nt
Organism: Hordeum vulgare subsp. vulgare (domesticated barley)
Lineage: Eukaryota; Viridiplantae; Streptophyta; Magnoliopsida; Poales; Poaceae
Exons: 7
Coding region: 20-760 (246 amino acids)
Source: RefSeq, a predicted model, not a curated record
AUCGUUACCACAUGAAAAAAUGGUAGCUAAGAAGGCACACAUUGAAAACUUUAAUGGGGCCAAUAAGGGGACUGCAGAAUCAAAUUUACGAGACAAUCAGAUCACUAGCCAAGAUUUGUGUCCUAGUUUUUCUGCGAGAACCAAAGAGGAUUUCACUGGUUUAUCUUUACCACACAUGGUCGCUAAGAAAGCACACAUUGAAAAAAUUGAUAGUGUCAAUCAAGGCUAUGCAAAAUCUAUUUUACCGGAGAAGACUAACCAGGAAUUGCAUCCUAGCAAUUGCGCAAGAACCAAAGAAGGUUGCACAAGUUUAUCUUCACCACAUAAACACACGGUUACUAAGAAAGCACAUGAUGCUCCUGAGCCAAAGAUUGGUCAAGCUGAAAAUAGCAAUGUAGACAUGCAAGGUGCUCUUAAACGAAGUGAACUGCUUCAUCGCAUCACUAAACAUGAUAAAAUGAAAGUCUUUUUGUAUUCAUUGAACCCGAGAAGCAAAAAUAAAUGUAUGGCUGAAGGAACUUUAGUGAGUAGAGAUAAAACAUACGUGGUCGGAGGAAACAUGCUUGGAGAGCAAUAUGUAGCAGUAUCUAUUUCCGCUGUUACAAGACAUGGAAAUGAGGCACUGGCUAGACCAUGUGAAACAUUCGAAACAUUAAGGGAUGCUAUUGGUCAUGUUAUUGCAUGGCCUCUAUCACAUGUCAAAAAACCAAAACUGACCACUCGUACACAUUCUCCAAACAAGCCACCAAACACUGGGUAGCUCAAGAUUUUGAAAAGGAGUGCAUUGCAGGAGUCAGGAGCAAGUAUAGAAGAAUUAGUCUUUAAAAGGAUA